UUUCAAAACUAAACAGUCACACAUUUACACGACUGAUACAGACAGCUGUUUUCUACUGCUCUGCUUUCUGAAGCUGUAAACGUGUGAAUUUCUGCAAACUUCUCGUCGAGAAAUGUUUCAGGAUUCUUCUUCACUUCAGCGCUCCUCUGUCGGUCACUACGGCCUCAGACGUACCCGUAAACCAUCUGCAAAGCUGAAGGAGUCUAUGGAGGUAUCGUCUGCAGCUCCUCGCAGACCUCCCCGGUCUACGGCUGCAGAUACGUCCGUACAGGAAGACCACUCUUACAGUUGCCUUUCCAGGACCACCGGAAAGUUCCGCAUUCUGGAUGAAUUUCAGGAACGUGCGGCCGUCCUCCCUCCUUUUUUUCAGACCUUCUCCACCAUCACACCAGAGAUGCCUGACUUCCGUCCACCUCCUGAGGUCCCAGACUCUCCGUUGUGGGUCCAUGGCCUCAGUGUGGAGGAGUUUCAGGGUGUUUAUCACUCUGUGGUGGAUCCUGUCAUGGGAUCUACAUCUGGUAAGUUCUGCCUGCAGUUCGGCCGCGAGCUCAAGCAGCGUUUGAGGAGGGAGCUCCGCUGUCCCAUCCUGACUGAGGAGGUCCAGCCUGACGGACGGGUCAAGAUUACCGAGGCCUUCAGCUCACUCACUCCAGUCCGGUCCGCCCCUGACUUUGACCUGGACACGAGUGGAGAGCCUCUGCCUGGUCAGCAGCCCAAGAAGAAGCGUCGCCAGUGCUGAAACCAUCCAUCAGCCUUGAUCCUGAACUGGCAAUAUGCCAGAGAUGAAGCUGAAAAAGUCCAACAUCAGCCUUCAUCUUAAACUGGCAAUUAUGUCAGAUUAAUAGUUGGGUAGAUAGCUGUAUAGAUGGGUACAUAUAUAGGUAGGUAGAUAGAUAUAUAGAAAGAUAGGUAGAUGGGUUUUUAGAUAAGAAGAUGGAUAGGUAGAUGGGUAGACAGACGAGUAAUACCUAGAUGGGGAAAUAGAUAGAACAAUAGAUGAAUGUGUAGGGAGAUGGAUAUAUGGGUAAGAAGGUAAAUAGGUAGAUAGACAAAUGGGUCCAUAGGUGGGUAGAAGGGUAAAUAAAUGGGUAUGUAAAUAUGUUAGAUAUAUAGAUAGAUGGAAAGAUGAGUAUGUAUGAUAAAUAGAAAAAUAAAUGGAAAAUGGUAGUCAGCUAGAUGGGUAAUAAAUGGUACACACAGGGUAGAUAAAUGUUAAAACAUAGAUACGUCAUUGAUAGAUAGAUAAAUGGGUAGAUGGAUACAUGGGAGAUAGAUGGGUAGGUGGGAGAUAGAUGGUUGGUAGAUAGAUUGGUGGGAGAUACAUAGAUAGGUAGAUAGAUGGGAGAUAGAUGGAUAGGUGGGGGAUACAUAGAUAGGUACAUAGAUGGUAGAUAGAUGGGUAGGUAGAUAGAUAGGUGGGAGAUACAUGGGUAGGUAGACAGAUGGUAGAUAGAUGGGUAGGUAGAUAGGUGGGAGAUUCUUGGAUAGGUAGAUAGAUGGGAGAUAGAUGGCUAGGUAGAUAGAUAGGUGGAAGAUACAUGAAUAGUUAGGUAGAUGGGUAGGUAGAUAGAUAGGUGGGAGAUACAUGGAUAGGUAGAUAGAUGGGAGAUAGAUGGGUAUGUAGAUGGAUAGGUGGAAGAUAGAUAGAUAGGUAGAUCGAUGGGUAGGAACAUAGAUAGGUGGGAGAUACAUGAAUGUAUGAGAAAUAGGUGGGUAGGUAGGUAGAUAGAUAGGUGGGAGAGACAUGGAUAGAUGGGAGAUAGGUGGGUAGGUAGGUAGGUAGGUAGAUAGGUGGGAGAUAGAUGGAUAGGUAGAGAGAUGGUAGAUAGGGGGAGAUACAUGGAUAGAUGGGAGAUAGAUGGAUAGGUAGAUAGAUGGGUAGGUAGAUAAAUAGGUAGGAGAUAGAUGAAAAGUUAGAUGGAUUGGUAAAUAGGUGGGAGAUAUAUGGAGAUAUAUGAGUAGGUAUAUGGGUAGAGAGUAAUAUAGAUAAAUGUAUAUAUGGGUAUACAGAUGGGUAGGUAGGUAGGUAGAUAUAUGAGUACAGGUGGGAGAUAGAUGGUAGGUAGAUAGAUAAAUGGAUAGGUAGAUAGAUGGGUGGAUAGAUAGAUGGUAGAUGGAAAGGUGUUAGGUAUAUAGAAAGGUGUAAGAUAGAUAGAUAGGUUGGAGAUAGAUGGGUAGGUAUAGGUGUGAGAUAGAUGGAUAGAUGGGAGUUAGAUGGGUAGGUAGAUAGAUAAGUGGGAGAUGGAUAGAUAGAUGGGAGAUAGAUAGAUAGGAGAUAGAUGGGAGAAAGAUGGGAAGUUAUAUAGGUGUGUGCGUGUGAGUUUAUCUCACAGGGCGUGGUGAUGCGUCUAGUGCAGUAGUGCAGUACUGAUUGGUAGCUGCAUGCUUGCUGGUG
Astyanax mexicanus (Mexican tetra) is the source of this 2395-nucleotide messenger RNA. RefSeq lists its product as uncharacterized. The coding region runs from base 113 to 739 and encodes 208 amino acids. Lineage: Eukaryota; Metazoa; Chordata; Actinopteri; Characiformes; Acestrorhamphidae. The transcript has 2 exons. The record is from RefSeq and is a predicted model, not a curated record.